AUGGGAAAAGGAAAAUCGGGAAUUUUCACCUAUAAAAUUACAUGCGAAGGGAUUCGUGAUUUGAAAUCUUUAUCGUUUCAAUAUCUUCCAGAAUCUACGACUCAACUUAUUAUUCGGCAAACGUAUUUUCAAUCAUUCAAUAUUUUUCGUCAGAUAUUAAGUGAAAGUCCACUUCAACUAAAAAAAUUGACACUUUUAUCCGUAACCGACGGAGUAAUAAAUCAAACGACGAUUCAAAAUACAUUUUCGAAUAAUUUUCUUUUAAAAAAAAAUGAUACCAUCAUAAAAUCAAUAAAAAAGGAGAAAGAGAAAGAAAAGGAAAAUGAGAAAAAUAAUGGAGGAUUCGAUAAUAAAAAAAAAAAAGAUGAAUUUUUACCAUUUGCUUUGUUACAAAAUCCAAAAUUACGAACUAAACACGAUGGGGAGGAUUCGAUGAUGAUGACGUCAACAACGACGACGAUGACGUAUCGUAAAAACGUUAAAUUUAAAAACGUUAAAAUUUUAAUUUUAUCAAAUAAUUCAUUGGAACACAUACCGGAGAAUACGUUCGAUCAAUUUCAACAUCUCGAAAUAUUAAACUUAUCCAACAAUUUGAUAAAAAUAAUCGAUAACGAUACGUUUAACCCUUUGAACAACCUUCUCGAACUCGACGUACACUCUAACAAAUUGGCAUCCCUCAACGAAAUCAUAUUUAAAAACCUAACAAAAUUAAUUUAUUUAGACGUGUCGGAAAAUUUUAUAUCCAACGUCGCGCCGAGCACGUUUCAAUAUUUGACUAAUUUGAACAUAUUAAAUUUGGCAAGGAAUCCCCUGUCGGAAAAACAAGAGUCCGUCAUGCCGUUGUUGGGAACGGGAAAAAGACUACAAAUAGUCGACAUGUCAAAAACGGGAAUCAAACAAAUACCGGGAACUCUAGAAAGAUCCGUUAGAAUUCUCAACGUCAUGGGUAAUCAUUUGCUUUCGAUAAGGUGCGGUGAUCUCGACAGUUAUUUUUUACUCUCUUAUUUGAAUUUAAAAAACAAUAAAAUAAGUUACAUCGAAGACGAUGCUCUCGGUCGUUUGGAAUUUUUAAAUCAUUUACAAAUAAGCGAUAAUAAUUUAUUUCAAAUACCCAAAAGUCUUCCCAACAAUUUAGAAAUAUUAAAUUUAUCGUAUAAUAACAUACAAAACGUAUCCGGAUCGGAUUUUUUAAAUUUAUCACGUCUCAAACAACUUUUCCUUAGUUACAAUCAAAUAAGUUACAUCGAAGAAAAUUCAUUUAAUAAUUUAGUUAAUUUAAAUACAUUGGAUUUAUCUCAUAAUCCGAUGUUAACGCUACCCAACAUAAACGGUAAAAUGAAAUUAAAAAUUUUAAAUUUAUCUUAUUUAACGAAUAUUCCCGAAAGGUUCACGACGAGGUACAAACAAUUCCCAAUACAAUCACCGGAAAAUGUUAAACGAUUAAAUUUAGCAUCGAGUCCCGCUUUGACUUCGAUAUUUCUUCAAGACACUAAAACUCUACAAUUAUUUAUCAAAUUACAAGAAUUAGAUGUUAGAUUUUCUAAUUUGACCAUCAUGAGAAAGGAUAUUUUCGGUUUAUUACCGAAAUUAAAAAUAUUCAAAGUCGAGGGAAAUCCGUGGCAUUGCGGAAGGGAAAUAUUAAUUUUGUCUAAAUGGUUGAAAAUUCACGUCAUUGAAAAUUUAAAUUACGAUCAAGAAGAUGAUAUUAACACGGCUCAUUGUUCGACUCCGGUUUCUCUAUAUAAAACCGCAUUGAUUGAUUUGAAGGAAACCGAUUUUGACGAUGCCCAAGAUAAAAAAGAUUUCUACGACGAUUAUUAUCCGUUUUUGAUGAAAAAAACUACCGAAACCCUUCGACAAGAGUCGUCGUCCCCGACGCCGGAUAUGAGAGGUGAAAAGUUUUAUGAAAACUUUACAGAGAGUAAAAAUAGUGUCGUGGUGGAAAAUGACGACAAAAAGUUAAAUGUGAGUUUUAAAAACUAUUCGAUGACAAGUGAAAAUGUGAAACAAUUCAAUAUCGUAAAAACUCCUACUUUCGGACAAACUCUAACAAAAACAAACGGAAAUUCUUAUACCGUCGGAAAAGUCAAACAAAAUUUUACGAGUGAUAAUAAUAAUUUCACCGAAUCACAGCCGCCGACAACAACAACAACAACCGAAAGGUUUUCGAAUAAAUGGAGGAGUACGAAGAAAUCGAUUAAUAUCAAACAUGGCGAACGUGAAAAUAACGACGGAAUCACGUGGGAUUUAAACGUAACAAAUUCGUUUAAAUUAACAAAUAAAAAACAAAAACAAAUAAACAAACCUGAAGCGGUCACAUCCAAAGACGUUAGAUCCGUUGGCAAAAAUUACGAUACUCAUUUGAGUUUUUUCAUAUUAUCAUCGAUUGGAUUUAUCGCCAUGGCCACCCUCACUUUUACUUCUCUUUAUUUAUCUAAAACAAAAAGAAGAGAUCAUGAAAAUUAUCAAAGACAAAGUCAGGAUAUUGAAGUUUCAAGUAUUUCGAGUAUAGGAAAUGAAUUGUGGUGA
Molecule: messenger RNA, 2529 nt
Organism: Pediculus humanus corporis (human body louse)
Lineage: Eukaryota; Metazoa; Arthropoda; Insecta; Psocodea; Pediculidae
Product: leucine-rich transmembrane protein, putative
Exons: 2
Coding region: 1-2529 (842 amino acids)
Molecular function (GO): protein binding
Source: RefSeq, a predicted model, not a curated record